Messenger RNA from Nannochloropsis gaditana CCMP526, 898 nucleotides. RefSeq lists its product as uncharacterized. The transcript is spliced from 4 exons. The record is from RefSeq and is a predicted model, not a curated record. The coding region runs from base 25 to 864 and encodes 279 amino acids.
AAACACAGCGAUUCAGCGUCCCACAUGGUGCAGCUGAGGAAGAGGGAGGUCCCUUCCGGGCACAGCAGCGGAAUUCUCCGGCCCAUUCCUAUCCUGUAUCCCUUCCUCUUUUUCACUGUAUGCUUGCCGAUCUUCACAAAUGCAUUGGGCUUCCAAGACAUACGUGAUGGAUUUGUGGGUGCGUCGGAUGAUAUAAAGGAAGGCUUAAGCGGGCUGCGGCUCCCCGGGAUGUGCGCAUACUACGACCCCAUCCACGACCGCUGCCAUGUGGAUAGCAAGAAUGGUGUGCGCACCGAGGUGGCAGGCCGGUGCUCGGAGAGUAUGAGGGGCAUAAUUCCUACCUGCAGUGGUCAUUUGGAUGCUUAUUCGCCACCACAACCAGACUCUAUGCCCGCCCCAGCAACGCCAGUGGAAGUGGACGCCACUGGCAAUAUUGAACAACCACCGUCGCUUCCCCCAUCUCCACCAUCCGAGCCAUCCCCUCCCAAGCCGCCCGUCCGAGCGCCUCCUGAGAAAGACGCCGCCAGAGUUCCAUCCUCUCCUUUCCCCAAGAUCCCUCCAUUCUGGAAGAACAGAGACAGAGAUCCAACCAAAGGACCCGAGGAAGGAGAUCAUGACCAAGGGGCGGACCCAAAACCUGGAGGCAUGAAAGGUUUUGCCUUGUUUGCCGUACUCAUUGGGGCAGCGAUCCUCGCAGCCGUACUCUCAGUUACGGGCGUCGGAUACUACGCCUAUCACACUCGGAGAAAAGCCUGGCGACGUCAAGAACAACUUUUGCAAGCAAGGCAAGCACGGGCGCAGGCGCGUAUAAGUUAUGCUGAGACUUCGCCGCAGGUGGUCACUCCCCGCUCUCUUGGAUUGUAAAGAAAAUGUGAUAAAGAAAGAGGUACCCGAAGAA